Messenger RNA from Prorocentrum cordatum, 1581 nucleotides. The record is from the annotation of a GenBank genome assembly. NCBI's taxonomy places the organism in Eukaryota, Dinophyceae, Prorocentrales, Prorocentraceae.
AUGCAGGAGGCGAAGCUGGAGCCCAACGUCAUCGGUCACAAUGCCGUGAUCAGCGCCUGCAAGAACGGCGGGCAGUGGCAGCGGGCUGUCGCGCUGCUUAGCAAGACCAGGGAGGUGACGGCAUGGCAGGCCGACGUGACCAGUUACGCUGCUGGGAUCAGCGCAUGCGGGAACGGAGAGCAGUGGCAGAGGGCUUUGGAGCUGCUCAGCGGAAUGCGGGGUGCGAAGCUGGAGCCGACAGUCAUCUUCAUUUACAGCGCUGGUAUCAGUGCGUGCGAGAAAGGCAGGCAGUGGCAGUUGGCUUUGGUGCUGCUCGGCGAGAUGCGGGAGGUGAAGCUUGAGUCCGACGGUGUGUCUUGCGGCGCUGGGAUUAGCGCGUGCGAGAAGUGCGGGCAGUGGCAGCGGGCGCUGGCGUUGCUCAGAGAGAUAUGUGAUGCGAAUGGCGCCAGCGCAAUUUGCUACAACGCUGGGAUAAUCGCCUGCGAGAAGGGCAGGCAGUGGCAGCGAGCGUUGGCGCUGCUCAGAGCAAUGUGUGAUGCGAAGCUGGAGGCCGAAGUCAUCAGUUACAGCGCUGGGGUGAGCGCGUGCGAGAAGUUGCGGGCAGUGGCAGCAGGCUCUGAUGCUGCUCAGCGAGAUGUGGGCGGCGAGGCUGGAGCCCGGAGUCGUCUCAGUUACAGCGCCGGGAUCAGCGCCUGCGAGAAGGGCAGUCAGUGGCAGUGGGCGUUGGCGCUGCUCGGCGAGAUGCGGGAAGCGAAGCUGGUAUUCGGCGUGGCCCCCGAGGGUCCGGGCCGGCCCGCGGCGGCCCGAGCGUUCUCCGAGACCGUCCAAGGACUUCAGAAAGGCGUGCACCGGCCAACAGGCAAGAGGCGGGGGCCCACGGCGGCCCUGGGAGAUGAGCUGCCUCUUCGAAGGCUGCUCAAGGCCCCGGCCGCCUCCGAGAGGGCCCCCGAGAGGGCCCGAGACUGCCCUGGAGGUCAGACAGCCCCCCUGGACGCCUUCAAUCGGCCAGCAGGCAUGGGAUCGGGUACGCUGGCCAGCAUACGAGCAGGAACGCUUGAUAUCGAGUUGCGUGAGCAGCAGGCUAGCAGCCAUGGCGGCCCUACCCAGACGGCAGCUGGCGCUCCCGGGGCGGCCCUGGACGGCCGCCAGAAGGCCUAUGUCGGGAUGCGAGAGGCAAAAGAGUUGGACAAGCAGGGCCUGGCGCUUCUGGAGGAGCUGCUCGGGCUGGCGCGGCGGGGCGAGGCGCUCGGCUCCGACCCGGACGCGCGGCACCGCCUCGCGGCCGAGGAGGUGGAGCCGCUGCUGCGCGCACUGCGCGAGGUGGUGGAGGACGGGGAGGCCAUCGCCCAGCAGGCGCACGCCGCCGCCGCGUCGGCAGCGUCCGCCGCGCCCGACGAGGAGGAAGAGGUCUGGGACACGCUGCGCAUAGCCGACUUCAUCGAGCAGGAUUUGCAGCUGAAGGAGGACCUCGUGGGCGGGCUCACGCACGCCUCGUCCUCGGAGGAGGUGGCGGCGGCCCGAACGCUCUGGAGCACCCGGCCUUGGCUGGAGCACCCGUCGCUGGAGAGGACAGGAGAUUGA